GUGUAUUGUGUUAGAGCUUGGGUUUGAAAAAAAAGUUACGUUUUUAUUUUGACUUCCAUGCAGCCAUGGCUUCAACAAAGCCAUACAUUGGCUGUAAAAUAGGGCUGAUUUCCAAAGCCCAAAAUCGAUAUGAGGGCAUUUUGUAUACACUUGAUAAAAUCAACUCCACAGUUGUGCUGGCAAAUGUGAAGUGUUUUGGAACAGAAGGACGGCCCACUGACAGGCCAACGCCAACCAAGGAGGAUGUCUACGAGUACAUAACUUUCCGUGGAAGUGAUAUCAAGGAUAUCGCAUUGUGUGAAUCUCCAAGAUCUUACGGCCUACCCCCAGAUCCUGCAAUAAUUCAAUCAUCCAGCGCAAGCUCCUCGAGUGUCUACCCAGGACUUGGACGGUUCAGCCCUCUAGGGAUCCCCUCCUAUAACCAGCUUGCACCCAACUCCCUUCUUAACCAACAGUACGUGGCUGCCGCUCUUGGUCUGGGGUCCGUGCUUCCAGACCUGCAUGCUAGACGACGCCCCAUGGUGGAAAAAGCUGUUCAGACUCUUCAGAUGGAAAAAUCUGAGCAAAUAAGAGGUUUGACAAUGUCACAGGAGCAGCAGUGGAGCAGCAGGAGACCCCAGAGGAACAGGAGAGGGGCCUCUCCUACUCAAAGGGAUGCUGGGUCCACCAAAAAUUCAGGCCCAGGUGUGAGCACUUAUCAGCAGGAACCACCACAGCAGAACACUGAAAACAGGCCACCACACAGAAGAAGGCAGGGAACGCGGAGACGCAGGGGCCGAGGUAGAGGCCAGCCAAUGGUGCCCAAGGCUCAAACUGCGAUCCUCAAGUUUGACUCUGACUUUGACUUCGAUUCAUCAAAUGCACAGUUUAUGAAGGAGGAGCUUGAGCGAGAGGUGAUGGAGAAGGCAAACCUCAAAGAUGAAAAUGAUGAGCCGGAUAAAUCAAAAGAGAAGACUCCUGCACAUCCAGAGGAAAAUGGUUUGGUGACAAAAUGCUACUACAACAAAGCAAAGUCUUUCUUUGACAACAUCUCGUCUGAUGGGCUCAGUUUCAGGUUGACGUGGGCAGAGGAGCGGAAGCGAAAUCUGGAGACUUUUGGAGUCACCGGUCGGUUCUUUACAAGUCCAGGCUUCAGGGGUCCAUAUGGUGGACGAAGAGGACGAAGUGCCAUUCAGACACUUUAAUCCUGAAUGAACGUCUGGUCUGACAAAAUGAUGUAUCCAGUUUCUAACGAGAGUAUGAGCUAUAUAAUUUU
This is a messenger RNA of Nematolebias whitei (Rio pearlfish), 1255 nucleotides long. It is a transcript of the gene lsm14b, whose product is annotated as LSM family member 14B. Bases 66 to 1184 code for a protein of 372 amino acids. The transcript has 8 exons. The record is from RefSeq and is a predicted model, not a curated record. NCBI's taxonomy places the organism in Eukaryota, Metazoa, Chordata, Actinopteri, Cyprinodontiformes, Rivulidae. Gene Ontology annotation, molecular function: mRNA binding.